Molecule: messenger RNA, 2094 nt
Organism: Botrytis deweyae
Lineage: Eukaryota; Fungi; Ascomycota; Leotiomycetes; Helotiales; Sclerotiniaceae
Exons: 5
Coding region: 1-2094 (697 amino acids)
Cellular component (GO): Set1C/COMPASS complex
Molecular function (GO): histone binding
Source: RefSeq, a predicted model, not a curated record
AUGGAUAAUUUCAGACCUUUGAGCUUAACAGACAGAAGGGCUUCCAUUGCACCCAUUGAAAGAGACGGCGAAAUGUCUCCCACCCGAGCGUUAACGGUCGACACAAAUGGCGAUCGCAUUCCAAUGCCGCAAAGGUUAGAAAAGAUCCUAAGUAGACCGAGAGGUCCUCCGACGCCAAAUAUGACGACUUCUUCCGCCGAUAUACAGUCUCCCACACACUCGAGUCAUGACCCUCCUCCUCCCCCUACACCGGCAGCCAGUCCAGGUCCUGAUCACCCACAACCAGAUUGGAGUGAGGCGGGAGAAAAGGAGGAUAUAUUUUUAUCACAAAUCAGAAUAUACUUCGCGCAAAGUUCAGCACCCGAAAGAACGAGAAUAUUGGGAGAUCUUUUGAAUUUGUGCACAAGCCAACAACUAAGCUUUGUACAUCAAUAUGUUAGCCCGUUACUGAAGAAAGAUCCAUUUACCACUUUACCAGAUGAACUAUGCCUUCGUAUUCUGUCUUGUAUCGACGACCCGAAAGUACUUGCGCGCUCGUCCCAGGUUUCGAAACGUUGGAGAGAUCUCCUUGCAGACGAUGUCACUUGGAUGAAAUUAUGUGCGAAGCACGAUUAUGGUCGAAGAAUGUCAGAACAUCAUCCCGUCACACCUCUAAUACCGUCACUUCGACCUCCUCCACACCCCGUUCAUAAGGCAUUACAAGCAGGAGAGCCUUCAGCCCUUGCACAUUCUUUUCCCGGAAUCAGUGCAGGAUUGUCACAAGUCCCUGGAAGUUCCAGGAGCUUUGAUAGUGCUACUGCCUCUGGCGCAUUGAGAAGACCAAAGAUUAGGUCGUAUAAAUCACACUUUAAACAAAGAUAUUUGGUCGAAACCGCCUGGAGGACUGGAGGACAAAAUAUCGCAAGGCAUAUUACACAAGAUCAGGGUGUUGUUACAAGUCUACAUCUGACACCAAAGUACAUUGUGGUAGCAUUGGACAACGCUAAGAUUCAUGUUUUCAAUACGGAUGGAAAUGCACAAAAGACCUUGACUGGGCAUGUAAUGGGUGUUUGGGCAAUGGUACCAUGGGAGGAUACACUUGUUAGUGGAGGUUGCGAUCGUGAUGUACGAGUGUGGGACAUGGCUGCUGGUGAGAGUUUACAUACUCUGCGUGGACAUACUUCCACAGUCCGGUGCCUGAAGAUGUCUGAUGCAAACACCGCAAUUUCAGGCUCUCGAGAUACCACUCUAAGAAUCUGGGAUAUCAAGACUGGAGUUUGCAAAAACGUCCUUGUGGGUCACCAGGCAAGUGUUAGAUGCCUAGAAAUUAAAGGAGAUAUUGUUGUUUCUGGAAGUUAUGAUACUACAGCUAGAGUGUGGAGCAUCUCGGAGGGAAGAUGUUUACGAACACUCUCGGGACAUUUCUCUCAAAUCUAUGCUAUUGCUUUCGAUGGAAAGAGAAUAGCUACUGGAAGUCUUGACACCAGUGUUCGGAUAUGGGAUCCAGAAAAUGGAUCCUGUCAAGCUAUUCUUCAAGGACACACCUCGCUAGUUGGGCAAUUGCAAAUGCGAGGAAACACUUUGGUCACUGGUGGUUCUGAUGGGUCUGUUCGCGUUUGGUCUCUUGAAAAGAUGGCCCCAAUUCAUCGAUUAGCUGCUCAUGACAAUAGUGUCACAAGUUUACAAUUUGAUGAUACACGAGUGGUUAGUGGAGGUAGUGAUGGUCGAGUCAAAGUUUGGGAUCUUAAGACUGGUCAACUCGUUCGUGAACUCACUGCUCCUGCUGAGGCUGUUUGGAGAGUGGCGUUUGAAGAAGAAAAGUGUGUGGUUAUGGCAAGCAGAUCAAAUCGCACUAUAAUGGAAGUGUGGUCAUUUUCUCCGCCAGAAGAUGUUCUGUACGAGAAUCCCUAUGGCCAACAAACUCCUCCCAUUACUGGGCCCACUAGGCCACUGAGUGCUAUCGAAUAUCGGAGUGGUAGUCAAGACCAAGCUAUGCAAGGGAUCAUGACACAUGAAGCAUCUUAUCAGAGGGAUGAUAUUGAAAUGGUCGAUGCUGGACCAUCGACAGCUCCUCCGCAAGCUACCGGGCCUACUUUCUUUCACGAAGAUGACUGA